UCCCGGCAGUGAGUGACCUCUGAGUUAGGGAAGGGUGUCGGCUCAGGCCCUGGCUGGGCCUGACAUCUUCCCAGGGCUCGGGGGCCGAGUCUGGGCGCCCAGCAGACCCCCGGCUGCCAGCGCUUCUCGGGCUCAGGCACGGGGGUGAGAACGGACGCUGCAGAGGCCACGAGGGUGAUGUCAUGUGGCCUGUGCUUUGGACCGUGGUGCGUACCUAUGCUCCCUAUGUCACAUUUCCUGUGGCCUUUGUGGUCGGGGCUGUGGGUUACCACCUGGAAUGGUUCAUCCGGGGAAAGGAUCCCCAGCCUGUGGAGGAGGAGAAGAGCAUCUCUGAGCGCCGGGAGGACCGCAAGCUGGAUGAACUGCUAGGCAAGGACCAUACCCAGGUGGUGAGCCUUAAGGACAAGCUGGAAUUUGCCCCUAAAGCUGUCCUGAACAGAAACCGCCCGGAGAAGAAUUAACGAAGGACACAGAGCCCUAUGGGUCCUUGUGUGGGCCAUGACUGGCCCUGCCACCAUGUCCACCCUGCUCCAGAACCCACAUGGGAUUUGCUGUGUUGCUCAUUCUUGCCCCUCCCGUACCACCCAGCCCCGCACACAUUGGCCGCUCUUCUGUUGCUAGGCGGACACGCGAACAGCUGGGGGGCCAGGGAAGAGGAGGGCCCUUGAGGGUUCUGGCCUGAAGGCUGCAUGUGUUGUAUGGUGGCCGAAACUGCUCAGGCUUCUGUGCUUCUGGGCGCACUUUGGGGAGGAGUAUCAUGAAAUGAAUGAUGGCUGGCUCUUUCUUUGGGGAGGUACUUUGGCCUCAAGUGGGAGUGGCUGGGGUUGGCAUGCUGCCUUAGGAGGGAUGCCUACAUGCCUAGGUCCAGGGUACACUGGGAAGAAUUCAAAAAGCUACCUGACUCCCUUCACUAGUUUGCCCUCUUCUUGUACUCAUUCUUCCUGAAAUCCUGUCCUGUCAGCUCAGGAAUGAGACUCCCUGGGGAGAAAAGCCUUUUAUUGUCCUUGGAAGCCCAGGCUGUUUGCCUUGGGACAGGUGAAUUUGCUGGAAAACAGACAUCCCCCCCAUCACUGUAUGGUACAAAACUUCAUUAAAGUUGCACCUGACAACCA
Molecule: messenger RNA, 1112 nt
Organism: Lutra lutra (Eurasian river otter)
Lineage: Eukaryota; Metazoa; Chordata; Mammalia; Carnivora; Mustelidae
Gene: SMIM12
Product: small integral membrane protein 12
Exons: 2
Coding region: 183-461 (92 amino acids)
Source: RefSeq, a predicted model, not a curated record